AUGGACGAGCACCUUGUGGACCCUAGCCUCAAGCAGUGGGUGCUCCCGUCCUUCUCGACAACGACCGACAAUGACAUCAUUGUCGGCAGCGUCGUGCUCAUGACUACGAUGAAAACGUACUUCUCGUACAAGAUGUGCCUCCGCUGCGGCAUUCCGCAGGUGACGCUCCUCGGUACCGUCGACGACUGGCUCGACAUUCGCCGUCGCCUCGACAAGCUCUCAGUUUAUGGCGAGCACAUGACGCAGUGGACGUCGAUGCUGGCACCAAUCCUCGACCAGUUUGUGGAAGCCAAGGGCCAACCGGACGUGAAGUUUUGGGACCGCAUCUGCAACCAGGAAGGCGGCGGGUCGGGCCCGAGCUACCUCAACGGCUGGAUCAGUGUCUUUUGUGUCUUCAACGACAAGGGCGAGUGGCAAGGCGACCACAUGUCCGAGAUGCGCUGGGAGCUCAAACCCGAUGCCGAAUAUGACGGAAACAAAGCCUCGGACUACGUCGAGGUCCGCGUCCCGUACGACUACCCGCUCGUAGACAUGGAGGACAUCCCACCGGGGUACCUUACUGUCGACGUGACGAUCAACGACAACGGCAUUGAGCACAAGGCGCUCAUGUUUGCGGGUCACAUGGCGUAUGCGGUGGGCGACAACCAGGCGUCGAUUGCACCGGCGCUGAGCUGGGCGAUCGCGCUCAAGAACGGCGAGCCCGCGCCGCCGUGCAAGCACGAGCGCUUCCAUGCAAAACGCGCGCCGGCCACUCCUCAACUUGAUACAUUUGGUAGUAAAUGUUUUUGA
Saprolegnia diclina VS20 is the source of this 789-nucleotide messenger RNA. RefSeq lists its product as hypothetical. Bases 1 to 789 code for a protein of 262 amino acids. The record is from RefSeq and is a predicted model, not a curated record. The transcript has a single exon. Lineage: Eukaryota; Oomycota; Saprolegniomycetes; Saprolegniales; Saprolegniaceae.